AUGGGUUUUCAGAACGAUGCUUUGCUUCUGGAAGACGGAUUACGGAACUUGAUGAGGAGGAACGACCUUGACACGCUGUUCGACGACGGCCUCGAUGAUGAAGCUCAAGAUCUAGCCUUCGCGUCCCUAACUUCGAUAUGUCUGGUUCUUGAAAGCAUCGUUGCCACCAAUCUAUGGACCGAACCAUCAUCUAGGAGCGACAGCAAGUACCCCAGGAUCGAUCGACUGUUACAGGAAUUGGGCGGUACUGAAUGGCGGUUCUACAUGGCCUUUGGUUCCCGCGGACGAAAGCUGUUUGUGACCAUGGAUCCCAAGUCCAUAAAGGAACAGAUAGACAGCUUUAACACUUUCUGUAGCCGGCUCACACAACCAGAGACAUGGGAACUCGAGGGUUCCAGUACAGAGGAAGUAGAUGUUGAACAACCUCUUGGAUCGCGUGAUCAGUUGCAAAAGGGUAUCAAAACUUUACAAGCACUAUUGCGUUGGCUUGUCAAGAUUACAAAUACAGAUUGUAGUGGACGUCACGACGUUCUGCUUCAGCUGCCAGAAUGGGACGAGCCUACGUCUUGUGAGCGCUUUCGAGAACCACAUUUGGAUCUUUACCUCACUAGCUGUACAUCGUCAGAAUGGCAAGAAAGCCAAUUGCACGAGUUAGCCAACAGAAACCACGUGGAUUGGUAUCCGGCAGAAAGCCUCUGUGACGAAAUCGAUGGCCUCAGCAAUCGCGAAAGACUGAAACUUGCGACUGCCGAGAGCGACGUCUAUGUCUAUGCUAGCUCAGAUGCAAGCUCGGCUUCCUCAACGCCAACAAAGGGGAAACCGUCGGGAACCUUGAAGCAAUUGCUUCAAAGAGGUGCUUUCCUAGGCCCGGAUGCCUGGUGGUCGCGGUUGCAAAAGUUCGAACAGAAGGAAAAACGCAACUUAGCUUCUACACUCGUCCUAGGCUCUUUAGUUACCCUUGAAGAUGCCCACUUGAUUAAGUUCUGGGACUCGGAGUCCAUCUAUUUCCUCUCGAACUCAGACGGAAAAUACAUACACAACCAACCCUACGCCCUGUGUAUGUCCCUACCAAAUGAGACCACAGAACUUCGGGCUAUUGACCAGAGAGAGUGCGAAGCAAGGUUCGCUUUCCUUGCUAGACUUCUGAUGGAGAUAGAAUGUGGCGUCUCCCUUGAGCACUUGCAGAUGAGCAACACCGGCGUCGACAAUAUCGGGGAUUUUAUCUACGAUCAGCUCUCAAUAGACUUGAGCGAAUCAAAAAGAGCAUAUCUGAAAGCGGUUCAGAUGUGCUUGGGAUUUCAAAUCAGUUGCAAGCGAGAGUAUAAACGUAUGUCUGCCCAAGGGUACCGAGGCGGGCAAGCAGCUGCGACCAAAAACAUCAUACACAGUAUCGUCCGAAAUAUACAGAAAGCUGUCGGCCCGCAAAUCCACGGGAGAAGGGAAUUGAAUCGCGGCCUUGAUCAGAGAGCUGGUGAUUCUUUCCAUUGUCCUUCGGUAUCAUCCCAGUCAGGUCGGCUUGGCCUAUCUGAUAGCUCGCGUGUCCUCUCGCCGACAACUGUCAUACCGCCUGUGGUUGGCGAGGAUAUUAUCGAGAAAAGGCUGUCGAUAAGAACAACAAAGCAAGUGAGAUUUUCUGAGCAAAGCGAUGAUGAGGAAAUUGGAGAAACCACAACCUCAAAGGUUCUAAUGGAUAAUCCGAUUACAACGAAUCAUUGUGAGCUCUUCGGAGAAGCUAACGCCCAGGAAUACCCGAAAGAGCUCUGCGAAUCUGCCAAGAGAUGGAUUGUAGGAUUCAAAGCUCUGCGGAAGAACAAAACAGGCCUACAUUGCGAGCCGCGGAUCAAAGUUGCAGUACUAGAUACUGGAGUUGAUAAUACCCAUCCCGACAUCAGAGGCAAUAUCUGUAACCACAAGUCCUUCAUCGGAUAUGACGCGACAAAAGAUCGUUCUGGUCAUGGCACUCACAUAGCCGGUAUCAUACUUGAUCUUACAACAAAUGUCGACCUCUACGUUGGACAAGUCAUCGAUCCUCUCAAACCUGAAGAUAGAAGUCCCAUAAUCGAGGCGCUUGAACAUGCACGCGAGGAGUGGAAAGUGGAUAUGAUAUCACUUUCCUUCGGAUUCCGCGUCUCUAGUAAUCCAGAUCUAGUGCAGCAAGAGAUUGAUAAAUGUCAUAGGAAAGGAAUCAUAGUUUUUGCAUCGGCCUCAAAUGACGCUGGAAACAAACCACGCACCUAUCCUGGAAACUAUGAUGGCGUUCUCUGCAUACACUCCGCCACUGGUUCAGGCAACUCUUCAUCCUUCAAUCCCUCGCCCAUCUCUUCAAGAAACAACUUCAGCUUCGUUGGGGAUUGCGUUAAGUCCUGUUGGCCAAUGGCCAGAACCGGUUUCGAUAACGGGAAGCCGCGUGAGGAGUACCUUUCUGGCACAUCAAUCGCAACACCAGUCGCUGUAUCCGUUGCUGUAUUCAUGAUCAACUAUAUCAAAAAGCAUUUUCCAGAGUACCGUUGGAACAUCGAACCUUCGUCUCCAGUAGGUAUGCGCAGCAUCUUCGAGAUCAUAGCCCACAAGAGGGAAGGCUAUGACUGGGUGAGCCCAGAAUAUUGCUUUACAGGAGAUCCAAACUGGGAGGAAGAGAUGAAGGCACGACUGAAGCGCGUCCUUAGGGGGUAUAUCUCCAAAGCAGCGAUAGGACACAAAUGA
Messenger RNA from Alternaria alternata, 2703 nucleotides. RefSeq names its product subtilisin-like protein. The record is from RefSeq and is a predicted model, not a curated record. Gene Ontology annotation, biological process: proteolysis. Lineage: Eukaryota; Fungi; Ascomycota; Dothideomycetes; Pleosporales; Pleosporaceae. Bases 1 to 2703 code for a protein of 900 amino acids. The transcript is spliced from 2 exons. Gene Ontology annotation, molecular function: serine-type endopeptidase activity.